This is a messenger RNA of Castor canadensis (American beaver), 1606 nucleotides long. NCBI's taxonomy places the organism in Eukaryota, Metazoa, Chordata, Mammalia, Rodentia, Castoridae. The record is from RefSeq and is a predicted model, not a curated record.
GAAGCAUAACAACAGAGAGCGAGAUGUGUGUUCAUUUGUGGGCAGAGCAUUUCGGACAGAAGAGCUCAGAAUUGUACCCCUAUAGAAGGAAAAUGCUCAUAGGGUUCAAGAGUUUGCUGUGCGGUUGGGACUUACGGAGGCUGGGUGAAGAUGAGUGAGAGAGGUCUCUAGGGACAGAAUCACAUCAAGCCUUAAGGAUAAGGUAAGCUCUUCAGACCUCCAAGUGGUCCUGUGGUGAGUUCAAGGACCUUGUCAGGUGCUACGUCAGCUUCAAAGAACUUGUCCUGUUUUGAGUUGAUCAUAGCAGCUCCAAGCCUGGAAGGAUGGUGUCACCGUCUAUGGGCCGGCAAGACUCUCCUGUGGUCCUCUGGGAAGGGAUCAGCCAUGACUCUGGAGACACUGAAGGUUCACCCAUCUUCCUGGACACUGAUCACUCUCCUUCCCAAUUAGACAUCAGGCUCAGGAGGAACAAAGCUGCGUGGAUUAACUCCUCCUGUGUACAGCAACCACUGCAGGAUUUGCCCUCAGAAGUGCAGGAUGCUGGGAAUCAUCGUGAGGUGGAUGCACAGUUGUCCUCUGGGAACCCUCUGGCAGAGAUGCCAUUGUCUGAGGAUGGUGUGGACUCUGUGAGCAGCGCCUCUGCCCAGAGCUCAGGUGAAAAGAGUAGAGGCUUCUUGAUCUCCACGGAAGAGCAGGUGGCAUCCCCAGGACAUUCUCAGCAGCUGUCUUUGCUCACAAGCCCAUCUCCUGAGGUUGGCAGCACUUGUUCUGAGUUUUUCCACUUGACAACUUCUGCUGACAGAGCUUCCAGUCUUCAUGAAAAAACAAGGACAAACCUUUUCUUUGUCAACAGCGGCUUUCUCACAACAGAGGCAGAGUGGAGUGCUGUUCCCAGAAGACCCAUUUCUUCUAAUUCCUUGUCACCGGAGACGUUUGUGGUGCCCGUCGACAUAGAAAAGGAAAAUGCCCACUUUCAUGUUGCAGAUAUGAUUAUAUCAGCAAUGGAGAAAAUGAAGUGGACCAUCCUCAGUCAAAAGCAGACAGAGAGCUGGAGCCUAGAAGAAGCAAGCAGGUCCUUUGGGACUGAUCAAGCUGGCUCCGAAGUGACCUUUUAUCCUCCCACACAGCAAGACCUGGGGUCCUCUACUUCUUCAGACAGUGGUUCUGAAGGUUGUGCUGUGCUGCAGGGCAGCCCAGUGACUGAGACAUCGCCUUACUCUAAGGUGGUGAAGGAGGACUGCAAGUGUGAUUUUGGUGACUUUGUUAUUUUAGAACUUGGGGAGUUGAAUGAGGUCACAGAAACCUGUAGAUGCUGCUAUAGCCCUUCUAAGAGUGUUACUCAUGAGCCAGACUUCAAUUCUGCUGAGGUGUUAGCCCGAGAGUUGUUGCAGGUCUUCCAGAAGUGCUGGGUGUUAGCUAAUGUUCAACUGCCAGGUUCCUUGAUGGCAGCCAGCUCGCUAGUUGUGAAUGAAGAGCAUAUCCAAAAAGACUUUAACUCCACGACAGAGUCAAUACAGGAAAUUCCGUUCAAGUCUAGGAUCAGAGGGGCUGAAGACUGGGUCCCCCCUAGAUUUCAAAUCAUAUUUAAUGUUCAUCCACCACUCAA